Molecule: messenger RNA, 1513 nt
Organism: Leptopilina boulardi
Lineage: Eukaryota; Metazoa; Arthropoda; Insecta; Hymenoptera; Figitidae
Product: UBX domain-containing protein 1
Exons: 7
Coding region: 151-1161 (336 amino acids)
Molecular function (GO): protein binding
Source: RefSeq, a predicted model, not a curated record
UCCCCGGCUCUUUGCUGAACACACACGACAGCGUCCGCACAGAAGACAUGACGUUUAAUUUGUGAUUGUGAGACGUAUAUUUUAAAUUUAAUUUUUGCCAAUUUUUUUAAUACAUUGUAUAGCACAAAUUUUUGAUAAAAAGAAAAAAAAAUGUCAUCAGCCGAUAUAGCAAUGCUUGUUGACAUGGGAUUUAGUCAGUCAAGCGCUGAAAAAGCCUUACAGGUAACGGGAAAUAAAGGUGUUGAACCUGCAAUGGAAUGGUUAUUAGCGCACAAUGAUGAAUCCGAACCUCCUGAAUCUCCUGCAGAAUCACCAGUUGGAGAGAGUGCUCCUGACUCGGUUGCUGCUGCCGAACCUAAUCAAGAUAUGGCAAGUGCAAGUGGAGAAAAUAAAGAUUCUGACACUGCAAAAUCAAUGAAAUGCGAUGUAUGUGGAAAAUUAUUCAAUUCAACACUUGAGGUGGAGUUUCAUGCGACAAAAUCGGGUCACGAUCAAUUUUCGGAGAGUACAGAAAUGAAGAAACCAUUGACCGAUGAAGAGAAGAGAGAGAAAUUGAAGCAGCUAGAGGAGAAACUCAAAGAGAAACGAAAGGAACGCGAGGAAAAGGAAAAGCAUGAAUCGUUUGAAAAGGAAAAACAUAGAAUACGUUCCGGAAAAGAAAUGUCGGAAGCCAGAAAAAAAUUAGAGGAAAUUGAAAUGCAAAGGAUAUUAGAGCAAAGAAGACGCGAGAAGGAAGAUGAUAAGAGAGCUCGUCAAAGGGUUAGAGAACAAAUUGAGGCUGAUAAAGCAGCAAGAAAGGCAAAAGCUGCAGGUGCAAGUAAUCAACAAACACCACCAACGACUCCCAAUGCAAUUUCACCAACUGUUUCGAGUCCAAUUGAAAUUACUUCCAGUACUGCCGUGAAAAAAGACUACAAUCAAACGAAACUCCAAAUAAGACUUACGAAUGGACAAACAAUAACGCAAACUUUUGGAUCCAAGGAACAAUUGUCGGCUGUGAGACUUUAUAUUGACAUGAAUCGAACGGAUGGCGAAGGAUCGUUUAGUUUAAUGACAAAUUUUCCACGAAAAGUUUUUACUGACGAUGAUUUCGAUGCACCUUUGGAUGUUUUAGGUUUGGUACCCUCAGCAGUUAUAAUUAUUCAAAAAAAAGUACAAUGAUCAUCGAGAUAAUUAUCUUGAGCUAAAGAAAAAAAAAUCUCUAUUAAUACAUACACUACUAGAUUUUUAGCUAUUUUAUAAAUUAAGCGAUUCGCGAUUCCUAGGUUUGUGUGCUGAAAGUGUUUUUUUUUUUUUUUAAGGAACUAAAAGAGAAAUUAAGACUAUUCUUUUAUUGGUAAUUACAAAUAAAAUAAUCUUACAAGAAAUUUUUUUUAUUCAUUAAAAAACUAAGAAUCGACCAAUAUUGUUUUUCUUUUUAUUUGCAAAGUUAAAAAUACUGAUUUACAAUUUGUAUUAAGCAUUACAUGUGGAUAUAUAAACAAAAAAAUUUAUAUUAUAUAUCUUUCACUUU